UUAACUGCAACAACAAUGUCAUUCUCUCAUUUGACUUUUUGUAUUGCAUGUAAGUGAUCUUAGAUACCAACAGGAAUGUAAAUUCUGUGUAUAUUUUAGAAUGAACUUGUUUUGGGGUCUCAAACAGCUAGAAGAAAGAGAAACUUGUACCUGCUUUUUUCUGGUUUUCUCUAGUUAAACUUUUACCGCCCCUUGUGUUUUGAAAAUGAGUCCACUUCCAUAGCAACCUGCACUGUGUCUGUAAUUACACUGAGAGGUUUGUGGCUGGCCGAAUCUUCAAAUGUGACUGCCUCACUCGACUUUCUGGGCAGCCAGUUUGAAAAUACUGUACAGAUUUGUAUUUUUAAAGUGAACAAUGUGUGGAGCAAUUUCAACAGAGUUUUCACCUCUUACUGCUGACAAUUUCGAGAGCACUUUGGCCUCUGAUUAUGUAUUGGCUCACUACUUCAACGAUUUCUUAAGUCUUCCGUCUUUCCCAGAAUCUCUGCUGUACAACCAGGAGACUGGGCUGUUUGAGGUGGUGAGUGGGGCAGCUGAGUUUGUCUCCAGUAGAAUCAAAUCAAUCCUACGCUGCAGCAAAGCACUCCUUACUGGUGACCCCACAGCCCUUGCCAGAACCCCUCUAGUAGACAAUCGUUACCCUGUCUGUUUCCUGGACAGAGAGCAAGGAAUUCAGUGGAUCAUGAAAGAAAGAUUGCCCUUUUUCCUUCGAAGCGAUUGCUACAGUGAAUACAAACUGGCCAAGCUGUUGUUCCAGUGGGACCGAAACCUCUGUAUCCAGAGGAGGAAAGGCAGCUCAGGUCGAACCACCCUGUCAGCCCCACAACUGCGUUUUUCCUCCCAAUUUGACAAGGAACAUAACUCAUUAAAGGUCCUAACAUGCUCACAAUCUCAAAACAACAUUUCAGCAAAACAAGGGUCUGUGAAGAUACAUAAUGUUACAUGUCUACCGUUUGGCCAAAAGCAACCUAUCAACACAAAAUGCAGUGAAUCACACAGAUGUUUCUCCAGCUUGUCUGAGCAACCAUGUACCCAUUACUCUUUGUCCUCCUCAUCUUCCUUCUCUAAACUUAAAUGUGAGAAAACCCAAGAACUCCAGAGCUCACACACUCAGAUGAGCCCCUACGUCACAGCGCCAUCAGCUGGCAGCUCAGAGGAGCCACAUCUAAGAGAGUCCAGGAUCCAGAAUUAUGAGUCUUCUGAACUACAGCUGGAGUACUUGGCUGCUGAAGUGGUUGAACAGGUGCUUAACAAUGCACUGAACGUGAUGGAUAGUCAGAGCCAGGCAAACACUUCUGACUGUUUCAGCAAGCCAGGAGACCAGACAAAUUGUACUAGCACAGACAGAUUCUGUGAAUGUAGAGUCUACCAGCAUGCUGAUGGGGACAGAGAAAGAUUGGAGGGGAAGAAAGAGAAAGUUCAAGAAGGCAAGAGGGGGAGUGGAGUGGAAGAAAAGACACAAUGGUUUACGAAGAAUGGGAAGGUGGGGAGUAGGGGCACAGACCAGGAAAAUGCCCUUGAUAUUUGUUGCCAUGGUAACUGUUGCCAUGGCAACAGACUAGGCUUGGAUGGGUUCAAGGAGUUUUUGCGAGGGACGCCAGGAGAGAAACUGCUUAGUCUCUGGAUCGAUAUAGAGAGACUGAAGGCUACACAGAACAGAGAGCGCAAGAACAGGUAUUUAGUCCUAAUAAGGAGCUGGUACCUGCUGAGCAGCAGCCAGAGAAGUCUAAAUGUGGAGCUCCUCUCCAGACUGGGACUGACUACCUCCCCCUGCUGGACAGAGGAGAAACUGUGCUCAGUUCAGCCCUUCCUCACGGAGUCUCUGCUCUACUAUUGGGCUCCUCGGUUCUGGACGUCCCAGAGUGUUCAGGAAGACCGUGAUGACUCCCCUCAUCUAGGGCAGUGGACAAAGUGGUGUGAUAGCCCUCUAUCAGGCAUACAUGGCUCUAUGACCCUGCCUCCCCUCUGCCCUGACAGCUGCCUGCCUAAGACCCCCCAUACUGUGCACACACAGUUAUAUUCUAGCAAAAGUCAGAUGCUGGGCAGCAGAGGAGUGGAAAAGAUGUUUCAGGCUCUUUGUGUUGACUCAUGUGCCGGCUUAUACUUAACAAACUUCUGUGAACAAUCUGGAAACAAGCUGUGGGAGAAUGCAGUUAACUUUUGGACUGACCUGCAGCACUACCAUGAGCUGUUCUAUCAGGAUGGACUGGACCCCUAUAGAGUACAGAGAGAGGCACAGCUCCUUUACUCCACCUAUCUGUUCAGCUCUGCCAGGAGGAGCAUUGGUGUUGAUGAGGAGAUCAGAAGGGAGGUGUACGACCGAAUGAUGCCUGCUUUUGAGGAGCUGUUUGACAAGGUUGAGGAACACACACUAAAUAUCCUGCUGGAGCCGUGGACACUGCUGGUCAGCAGGGACAAAGAGUCCUUCCAGAAGGUGUGUGUGCAGGAAGAGGUGCGCUGCAUUGACAGUCAGGAGUACAGGGAACUCCAGAGUCUGUACGAAGAAUCGGAGCGCCGACUGAAACAGGUGGAGCAAUGUGGGUCCAUGCUAUUUCCCUCUCCUUUUACACUUUCUACUCCCCUCUUAAAGGGCCCCCAGACACCUGACUCUUGGUCCAGAGUGUCUCCAAAUUACAGAGGUUACCGUCUGGGUUCCUUACUUCGUCAUCGCCAUGAGAUCGGGCACUUUAUGUCCUUCCUACAGAAUCAGGACGCCAGUAUCCAUCUGAUGUGCUGGUUGGAUCUGGAGCAGUACAGGAGGACGUCUCAGAAGGACAGAGUUGUCAGACAGGAGAGGUCGUCUCAUAUUGCAACCAAAUACCUCAACAGGAAGUACUUUUUUGGCUCUGACAGCCCCGCCACGACAGAACAACAGAAUGAUAUAUUACGUCUGGCAGGUGGGCUGGAGCGUCUGAAGAUAGAAUGUCUCUCAAACCCAGUCAUUGUGGAGAUCCAAGACGUCGUGAGGAGUCACAUUGAGAAAAAAUGGUUGCCUCUGUUCCUGUCCACAGCAGAGUUCACAGAGCGACAGAAACACCAACCAAAGCCCCAAGCAGCAGACAGGCUCUCACAGCACGUCUACCGUCGACGCAGAACGAGGAGAGAAGCCGGGAAGGCCGAGGGCUUGUGGAUGAGUUCCUCCAAAGAGAUCCUGCUGUUUCGACGGAUCCUACUCAACCCUGUCACUUGUACACAGUUUCAGCACUUUGUUUCUCUGAAGGGAGACUUCCUAGAAAAUGAUGUACUCUUCUGGCUGGAGGUGCAGAGAUAUAAGGACCUGUGUCAUUCCCACAGUGACGAAGCCACCAUCCAGCAGAAGAUCUCCACCAUCAUUAACUGUUUCAUCGACUCAUCCAUGCCCCCCGCCCUGCAGAUAGACAUCCCUCCUGAACAGGCCCAGCACAUUCUGGAGAAACGCCAAGAGCUGGGCCCUUACAUCUUUAGAGAGGCACAGAUGUCUGUGUUCAGUGAAUUGCUGAAGUUUUGGCCUGAGUUUCAAGAGCUGAGCAGCAGCGUCCAAGAGGAGCAACUCCUUCCUCUACUGAAGGAGAAACGAAUAAAACACACAGCCAGAGUGCGGAGACAGAGGAGAAAGGAGGAGGAAAAGGACGAGAGGAGGAGAACUCAGGAAGACGUGGAGAGGCCAGAGUCCAGUUUUAGGGAGGAGGAAGAGACAGAUGAUGAAGAUGAGGUGGAAGAAGAACAAGAGCAAAGAAGUGGAAAAAAGCAGUCGAGGACACAGAGCAGAGUGCUGCUGACUCCUACGCAGCCGUUGUCGUGGUCCUACUCCAAGUACAUGGCAGCUCUGAAGAGAGAGGAGGUGCUGCUGAGGAGACAGAGUCAGCUGGAAGCCUCGUUCUCCACAGCCUCAGACUCCUCCUCUGACUGCACUGUGAGGUCAGCAGGCAGUAAACACAGCCGGCAGCAGCCCGCACGUCGCUCCUCCAGGAUGGAGAGUAAACAGUGCAACAGGGGUGUGAGAGCCUGCAACAUGAAGUGAAACUAUAGUGUAAGAAGUGACUUCAUGCAGCACAAACAGAUGAGGAUGACUGACGGCGUUAUCGGAGCACGAGGACUGAAAACCGAGAGCAGAGCUGCUACUGAUAUCUGGUUGACGAGGUAGAAGUUUGAGGCUGGGUUUACGUAUGAUGUAAGAAUACUUUCUUAAACCCUGUGUAACAAACAACAUAAAUUUUAAUGUUUUUAUUAAAAUGUCUAUUAAUAUAUUAUCCAUUUACAUACAUUAAAGGCAUUAGACUUAGACUUAGAGCUCAGUGGUACAACAAUAUAAAAGGCAACAAAAACAACAUGGUUGGCAUCGACAAGUUACAAAGAACAGUGUUAUUGUCAAACGAGUAUGUUACAUCAUCUAUAAAAACAUUUUGGCUGACAGCUGGUAUCUCUAGCAUCCAUCAACAUGUAUAUAAUAUUGCACUUAACAUUGGCAUGAAACAGUCACUACAUGGAGAAUGUAAACACCAUGAGCUUACUCUGCAGAGUGAAACAUUACAGGCUGUUUUGAUAGAAAUGCAGCAGAUCUGAGUGUUAGCUGUGUAUUUCUAUCUGCAACACUGAGGUUUCACUCUGACUGAAUGAGCCCUGAUUUAAAGUUGAAAGAACACACCGUUGAAGGUUUAAGUUGACAACUAUUUGUUUUAGUGUUCAUUACAGUAUGUACCCAUUGAAAUGUCAGAACUUACACGUGUUUCUAUGAUUAAAACUGUCUCUAAUUCUC
Messenger RNA from Dicentrarchus labrax (European seabass), 4735 nucleotides. Its product is annotated as regulator of G-protein signaling 22. The transcript is spliced from 24 exons. Gene Ontology annotation, molecular function: G-protein alpha-subunit binding. NCBI's taxonomy places the organism in Eukaryota, Metazoa, Chordata, Actinopteri, Moronidae. The coding region runs from base 356 to 4000 and encodes 1214 amino acids. Gene Ontology annotation, biological process: regulation of signal transduction. The record is from RefSeq and is a predicted model, not a curated record.